AUGAGAAAACUCUCACCAUCUGCUGAAAUUGGUGUUGUUGAAGCAGAAAAUUCAUCACCAACAGUGAUCAAUGGUCAGGCUGAAAAAGAUGAUUUCUCUCCGACAAGUUCAAACGAGAACAAUGGUCUAUUUAUUGAUGAUAUUAUUUUUGAAAUUCUUCAUUUCCUGGAUUCGUUGUUUAUCAUUCAAAUUUGUAUGAAAAUUUCAAAACAAUGGCGACAAAUAUCAUUUCAAAUUCCUCUCUCAUUAUCCUUCAAACGAAAUCACUUCAAACAACAUCGUGAAUCAAUUAUACUUUUAGCUGAUUGUGAAUGUUUGAAAAAUUUGACUUCUUUGAAUCUUAGUGUCAAUGAAAUUGGUAACGAAGAUGCUAAAUAUAUUGCUGACAGUGAGUGGUUGAAGAAUUUGGCUUCUUUGAAUCUACGUAGCAAUGAAAUUAGCGGUGAAGGUGCCAAAUAUAUUUUCACAAGUGAAUCGUUGAAAAACUUGACUUUUUUAGAUCUGGAAUGGAACAGAAUUGGUAAUGAAGGUGUUAAGUACAUUGUUGAAAGUGAAUGCUUGAAGAAUUUGACUUCUUUGAAUCUGAGUCACAAUGAAAUCAGCAAUGAAGACGUCAAAUAUAUUGCCGAAAGUGAAUCGUUGAAGAGUUUGACUUCUUUAGCUCUGGAAUGGAAUAGAAUUGGCAAUGAAGGUGUGAAGUGUAUUGCUGAAAGUGAAUGCUUGAAGAAUUUGACUUCUUUGAGUCUCUAUAACAAUGAAAUUGGCAAUGAAGGUGUCCAAUAUAUUUCUAAUAGUGAAUCAUGUAAGAAUUUGAUUUUUUUAUGUCUGAGUGACAAUGAAAUUGGAAAUGAAGGUGUCAAACAUAUUGCUACAAGUGAAAGGUUGAAGAAUUUGACUUCUUUGGAUCUAAGUGGUAAUCAAGUUGGCAAUGAAGGAGUUAAAUAUAUUGCUACAAGUGCGAGGUUGAAGAAUUUGACUUUUUUAGAUCUGGAAUGGAAUAGAAUUGGCAAUGAAGGUGUUAAGUACAUUGCUGAAAGUGAAUGGAUGAAAAAUUUGACUUCUUCGGAUCUUAGUAGCAAUGAAAUUAGCAGUGAAGGAGUUAAAUAUAUUGCUACAAGUGAGAGGCUGAAGAAUUUGACUUUUUUGGAUCUGGGUCACAAUGAAAUUGGUAAUGAAGGUGUUAAGUACAUUGCUGAAAGCGAAUGGUUGAAGAAUUUGUCUUCUUUGGAUCUACGUAGCAAUGAAAUUAGUGGUGAAGGUGUUAAAUAUAUUGCCGAAAGCGAAUCAUUGAAGAGUUUGACUUUUUUAGAUCUGGAAUGGAACAGAAUUGGUAAUGAAGGUGUUAAGUACAUUGCUGAAAGUGAAUGCUUGAAGAAUUUGACUUCUUUGGAUCUACGUAGCAAUGAAAUCAGCAAUGAAGGUGUCAAAUAUAUUGCUGAAAGUGAAUCGUUGAAAAAUUUGACUCAUUUGAAUCUGGUUAGCAAUGAAAUUGGCAAUGAAGGUGUGAAGUAUAUUGCUGAAAGUGAGUGGUUGAAAAAUUUGACUUCUUUGGAAUUGAAUAAGUUGACGCAAUAG
This is a messenger RNA of Naegleria lovaniensis, 1575 nucleotides long. RefSeq lists its product as uncharacterized. Gene Ontology annotation, cellular component: nucleus; perinuclear region of cytoplasm; cytosol. The coding region runs from base 1 to 1575 and encodes 524 amino acids. The record is from RefSeq and is a predicted model, not a curated record. Gene Ontology annotation, biological process: nucleocytoplasmic transport; activation of GTPase activity. The transcript has a single exon. NCBI's taxonomy places the organism in Eukaryota, Heterolobosea, Eutetramitea, Acrasida, Naegleriidae. Gene Ontology annotation, molecular function: GTPase activator activity; small GTPase binding.